This is a messenger RNA of Didymodactylos carnosus, 294 nucleotides long. NCBI's taxonomy places the organism in Eukaryota, Metazoa, Rotifera, Eurotatoria, Philodinida, Philodinidae. The record is from the annotation of a GenBank genome assembly.
AUGAUUGAUAAAAAUUUGACACUAUAUGCAAAGAAAAAUUCUAUAAAUAUUUCAAAUAGUAAAAAUUGUAUAGAAGAAUUAGUAAUAACGGUGAAUUAUUUGGUCGAAAAUGUAAUUAAACAAGUACUUGAACAAUCUGAUCGUUUUGAUUUACCAAAAUAUGAUUCAACAAUGAUAAAAUUAAAUAAAGUGGAAAAACAUUUAUUAGAAAUGUAUGUAUUUGACGAUGAGGAUGGACAACGGAUAGAAGUUGAAGACGAAGUCAAUGAUACGUUCAAUACAAGUCCAUCAUAA